AGUCGACUACUUUUUUCCUUGCGUUGCCGCGUCGAGUUUUUUGAGCACUGGACAAGAUUUCUGCUACGACUUAUCUUCUUGGCGAGGAACUUGGUUCGCGUUUUCCUUACGGAGCAGAAAGAAUGCUCAAUUUGAUCUUGCCCCCUGCACUUCACCAUCAAGCAAGCAGCAACUGAGAUUUGCGGUGAAGCAGAAUCCCACCUCGCGCCCUGAUUCUGCUCCAGUGGGGCGGGAUUCAGCAGCAAGGCAUCAUGGACGGGGCCGGGAUCAUGGCGAGCGCCGCGACGGGGGCGAUGGGCUCCCUGCUCGCCAAGCUCGCCGCCCUGCUGGGGGAGGACUGCUACCGGAUGCAGAGGGGCACGCGCCGGGAGGUCGCCUUCCUGCGGGACGAGCUGAGCAGCAUGAACGCGCUCCUCGAGAGGCUGGCCGACGCCGAGGCGGACGCGCCGCUCGACCCGCAGACCAGGGAGUGGAGGGGCCAGGUCAGGGAGAUGAGCUACGACAUCGAGGACUGCGUCGACGACUACAUGGACCAGCUUCGCGGCCGCGGGCCGGACCUGUCCCUGUCCGGCGGCGGCGUCCUGGGGUUCGUCCUCGGCUACGUGCAGGCGGUGCGGGAGAUGGUGUCUCGCCGUGGGAUCGCGGAGCAGAUCCAGGACCUCAAGGCUCGUGUCGUGGAGGCCGGACACCGGCGGAAGCGGUACAAGAUCGAUGCGGCGGUUAGCUCUACUCGUGUGGUGCAGGUUGAUCGCCGGCUGCCGGCGCUCUAUGCGGAGCUGGGUGGGCUUGUCGGUGUCAGUGGUCCGAGGGAGGAGCUCAUCAGGUUGCUCGACGAUGGGGGUCAGAGGAUGAAGGUGGUGUCAGUAGUGGGGGCUGGAGGAUUGGGCAAGACUACUCUUGCUAAUCAGGUGUACCGAAGCAUCGGGGAUCGAUUCGAUUGCAAAUCUUUAGUGUCCUUGUCGCAAAAUCCCGACAUUGGGAUGAUCUUUCGAACUAUGCUCUCUCAACUCAAAAAGGAUGAAUGUGGUGAACUCACUGGGUCAGGUGAAAAGGAGCAGCUCAUCAAUGAAUUGAGGGAUUUCCUACAGGACAAGAGGUAUUUAAUCGUAGUUGACGAUAUAUGGAGUACCCAAGCCUGGAAGAUUAUCAAAUGUGCUUUCCCUGAGAAUACUCAUGGUAGUAGAAUCAUUGUGACAACCAGAAUUGGCACUGUUGCCAAAUCAUGCUCCUCCCCUGACUAUGAUCUUGUGUAUGAAUUGAGGGCACUAAGUGAGGAUGACUCUAAGAUGUUAUUCUUUAGAAGGAUCUUUGGCUCUGAAGAUGAAUGCCCUCAUCAACUGAAAGAAGUUUCAGUUGAGAUUGUAAGGAAAUGUGGUGGUUUACCUUUGGCAAUCAUUACUAUGGCUAGUUUAUUGACUACUAAGUCUGACACAAGAGAAGAGUGGAUGAAGGUUUGUAGUUCGAUUGGUUCUGGACUCGAGAAAAACUCCGAUGUGGAGGAAAUGAACAUGAUACUAUCGUUGAGUUAUAAUGAUCUUCCUCAUCAUUUAAGAACCUGCUUAUUGUAUAUGAGUAUGUUUCCUGAAGAUCAUGAGAUCAGGCGGGAUUAUUUGGUAAGAAGGUGGAUAGCAGAAGGGUUCAUCAAGGCUUUUGGAGGCAGAAAUUUAGAGGAGGAAGGGGAAUGCUAUUUUAAUGAACUUAUAAACAGAAGCCUGAUCCAACCAUUGGAUUUUCAAUACGACGGAAGAGUAUAUUCAUGCCGUGUGCAUGAUCUGAUUCUCGACCUAAUUGUGUCCAAGGCGGUUGAAGAUAAUUUUGUUACUGUAGUUACUGACAAAAGACAAAUACUGCAUCAUCAAGGAAAAGUUCACCGGCUCUCACUCGACUGCGCUAGUGUAGAGAAUAUGUUAUCACAUUCCAUGUCUUCUGCUCAUGUUCGGUCCCUGAACAUAUUCAAGUAUUCUGAACUAAUGCCUCCUCUUUCCAACUUCCAGACCCUGAGAGUGCUAGAUCUAGAUGGCAAUGAGAAUUUGGAAAGCUUCUAUCUUGAAGAUAUAAGCAACUUGUUUCACUUGAGAUACUUACGGAUUAGAGCAAGUAACAUUACACUUCCAGAACAAAUAGGAGAGCUGCAGUCCUUGAUGAUAUUGGAUCUUCUCAACUGUUCUGAUACAGCCGAAUUGCCUUCAAGUAUUGUUAAACUUUGGAAACUGAAAUGGUUAAUUGCUCAUCGUGUCAAAUUGCCCAAUGGAAUUGGCAACAUGCAAGCUCUAGAGUUUAUGUCACUUGUAGUUGUGGACUUCACUACCCCAGUAGCCGUGUUACAGGAACUGGCAAAUUUGACCAAAUUGAGAACCCUUGGAUUGGAUUGGCGCAUCAGUAAUACGCGCAAGGAUAAAAUGGCAUAUGCAGAUAAUUUUCUUUCCUCACUUGUCAAACUAGGUACUUCCAACCUUCGAUAUUUAACGCUCAUCAGUCCAUGGUCACUCGACUUCUUGCUGGAUUCCUGGUCCCCUCCUCCACACCACCUUCGGGAAUUAGCAAUCAAAGGUUGGUGUCUUAAAAAGAUUCCAAUGUGGAUGGCAUCACUGGCUAACCUCACCUACCUGGACAUCGAAGUUAAAGUGAUACAGGAAACCCUUCAGGUGCUUGCGAACUUCCCUGUCUUACAAUUUCUUAAGUUGUACUCAAAUGCAGCAGACCCUGAAGAAAGAUGUCUUGUUGUCAAUAACAACGGGUUCCGAUGUCUGAGGAAACUGAACUUCGUCCAUUGGACGAAUCUGAUGUUCUCCGAAGGAGCGACACCAAUGCUCGGAACUCUUGAAUUUCAGAUAAUUGUACAUGAAGUGAAAACUGCAUGUGGAUCUAGUUCUCCUGAUCUUGGCAUAUUCCACCUCUCCGCUCUCAAGAACCUUGUUGUUAACAUCUAUUGUGAGUGUGCAAGGGUCGAAGAGGUUGAGGCAUUAGAGGCUGCUAUUAAGUUUUCUGCUAGUAUGCUUCCCAACAAUCCAACACCCAGAUUCCAUAGAUUUCGUGAAUCAGAGAUGGUAAUGGAUGAUGCGGGAUAAUAAGAAACUUCACCCAACCUUGCCUGCAUCCAGACCUUACGGUAUUGACGGUUGAUUGCUUAAAGUCAAAAUUUCUGCUCAUUUCGGUUUCGAUUUGGCUGCAGAAACUGGACUCCCUAUUGUGAUUUUGGAUCAUUCCAGACAAUGCAAACAUUUUCAUUACGAGCUAAAUUAUAGCUAUGGCUUGCAGCUGUUACUUUAGUGCCUUCGUUUGGUGUUUUUCUUGGUGAAGCAAUGACUUGAUGUAUCCAACUUCCAAGGUGCCAAUGGAUCUGUCUUUGCCGACAACUGUCUAUAGCUUGUAGACUGUUGUAACUGAUGGAUUUGUUUUUACCAGCUAAUUUCCAGGACACUUGUGUGGUACUGUACUUGGUACAAAAGUGCAUGGUUUUUCUUGUUCGCGGGUCCUAAAGGAGAGUACUGAUUAAGGACUUGUUAUAGAUAAUUUGCUUACAUUACACGAAGUCAUAUUUUAGGACUUGGAUACAUCGUUUAUCGAGUAUGGUUAGGUUUUCUCACAUUUCAUUUUCCUUUAAUUAUAGGAAAGCACCAGUGUAGUUUGUACUGAGUUUCAGAAAAAGCUUACUGUUAUCGUUUUAUAUA
Messenger RNA from Lolium perenne, 3671 nucleotides. Its product is annotated as disease resistance protein RGA5. The record is from RefSeq and is a predicted model, not a curated record. NCBI's taxonomy places the organism in Eukaryota, Viridiplantae, Streptophyta, Magnoliopsida, Poales, Poaceae. Gene Ontology annotation, biological process: defense response to other organism. Gene Ontology annotation, molecular function: ADP binding.